Molecule: messenger RNA, 4443 nt
Organism: Pseudophryne corroboree (corroboree frog)
Lineage: Eukaryota; Metazoa; Chordata; Amphibia; Anura; Myobatrachidae
Product: amine oxidase [flavin-containing] A-like
Exons: 15
Coding region: 197-1759 (520 amino acids)
Cellular component (GO): mitochondrion
Molecular function (GO): flavin adenine dinucleotide binding; primary methylamine oxidase activity
Source: RefSeq, a predicted model, not a curated record
CAGUGGGAGCACAGAGGCUGCAGUGUAGGGGAGUGACCGAGGAGGAGCUACAGUAUUCAGUCUUGUUUGUUUGUAUUCUGCCUAAAGUGCUGUCAGCCAGUAUUUGCUGCUCUUGCUGCCUGCUAGGAGGGAUCGCCUCCACGUCCAGUGACUUGUGUCCGUGAUUGCAGACUGACGAGAGAGAAGCACAGCAACCAUGAGCAGCGUGUAUGAUGUUAUUGUGGUCGGUGGAGGCAUCUCAGGUCUUUCUGCCGCUAAAUUGUUGGUGGAAUCAGGAUUAACUGUUGUUGUGCUGGAAGCACGGGACAGGGUUGGAGGAAGAAUCCAUACAAUAAGAAACAAAGAAGUUCAGUACGUGGAUGUUGGUGGGGCAUAUGUUGGACCAACACAAAAUCGAAUUUUACGGGUGGCAAAAGAAUUGGGUAUCAAAACAUACAAAGUGAAUGUAACACAACGUGCUAUCCAUCAUGUCAGGGGAAAAACCAACGCAUUUUAUGGAGCAUUCCCUCUGUCAUGGAACCCGUUGGUGAUUUUGGAUUUUAACAAUCUAUGGCGGACGAUAGAUGAUUGGGGAGAAGAGAUUCCGGUUGAUGCCCCGUGGAAAGCUCCUCAUGCAAACGAAUGGGACAAAAUGACAAUGAAGGAGUUUAUAGACAAAGUUUGUUGGACAAAAACAGUUAAAAGGUUCGCUCAGCUAUAUGUGAAUGUGAACGUCACCUCUGAAACACAGCAUGUUUCUACUCUGUGGUUCCUCUGGUACACAAAGCUCUGUGGGGGAUCACAGCGAAUGUUUUCAGUAGAAAAUGGAGGACAGGAGCGAAAGUUCAUUGGAGGUGCUGGCCAGAUUAGUGAGAAAUUAAUGGAACAGCUUCAAGAUCGAGUUAAGUUACAGAGACCGGUGGUCAGACUUGAUCAGUCAGGUGAAAAUGUCAUUGUGGAGGCCUUAAACCAUGAAGUCUAUCAUGGCAAGUAUGUUAUCAGUGCUAUACCACCAUGUCUAACUAUGAAGAUCCACUUUAAUCCAGAACUCCCACCAGUUAGAAAUCAGUUAAUACAGAAAAUCCCAAUGGGAUCUGUUAUAAAGUGCAUGAUGUACUACAAGGAACCUUUUUGGAGAAAACUGGAUUACAGUGGAGCAAUGUUUAUUGAUGAUGAAAAUGCCCCAGUUGAGAUUGCAUUAGAUGAUACUAAACCUGAUGGCUCGUGUCCAGCCAUAAUGGGUUUUAUUUUAUCCAGAAGAGCAUCUGCUCUUACAAAUCUCACUAAGGAGGAGAGGAAGAGAAGAAUAUGUGAGUACUAUGCCAAAGCUAUGGGCACGAAAGAGGCACUACAUCCAGUACAUUAUGAGGAGAAGAACUGGUGUGAAGAACAGUACUCUGGUGGCUGCUACACUGCCUAUUUCCCACCAGGAAUCAUGACUCAGUAUGGAAGUGUCAUUCGACAGCCUGUUGGGAAGCUUUACUUUGCUGGCACGGAAACUGCAACACAGUGGAGUGGCUAUAUGGAAGGUGCAGUGCAGGCUGGUGAGAGAGCAGCCAGAGAGAUAAUGUGCAAAAUGGGACUCAUUUCGGAGAAUGAAAUAUGGUUGCCUGAACCAGAAUCUGUGGAUAUUCCAGCCUUGCCAUUUAAUAGAUCAUUUCUGGAAAGAAUUCUGCCAUCAGCGCAAGGAUUUGUUAGGUGUAUCGGCUACUCUACUUUUUUUGCAUCUGCAACUGCUCUUGGGUUUCUAGCAUACAAAAAAGGCUUCAUCAGAGUAUAAUCUGGAUAUUUUAAUUUUAGAAUCGUAACAUGAAUCAAUUGAAAUGCCAUUUGCAAUAUGUCAAUCAAUAGUAUAAUUUUUUUAUUUUAGGCUGCAAUUUAAAAAAAAGAAAAAAACACCCUUUCCAUUUUGUCACCAAAUGUGUUACAUAAUGAAAAAAAUAUAUUUUGGAGACUGUUUAAUUCUAAAAGUGAAAAUUAAAAUAGCAUUUUACUAAGCCAGAUAAAUGGUAUAGGAUUUUCAAAGUGAAAGUACUCAUUGUAGUUCCAUUGCUAGAUGUGCGGAAAUACUAUAAUCUAUGCAGAGUUUAGGAUAACGGCAAAAUUGACAAAGGAAAAAGUUAUGCAACAUACAAUGUCAGUUCUAUUGAUUGUAAACUGGAUGUUUCUAUAAAACCAUGAAAAGAAACUGUGUAAAACAGACCUUUAUGCUGGAUACAUAUUGUACAAUGCUUCUUCUCUGUCAACAUGUUUCUAGUCAACCCUUAAUUAUGUUUAACUAGUUACCAGCCUGUCAAAAUGAAGGAACAACAUAACAGUAAUGUCAGCGUCAGCGAACGGGCCAACACUUGAAUUGCUCUGUCAGGCACCAUCUAGUGGCUGCCGGUGCGCACAACAGUUGAAUUGCCCCCAGACAGCUGAGGAGCAGCGUUAGCCUUUUAUUAUAAGUAAUAGACAGUAGCAUUUAUUUAGUGCUGGUGUGCAUUAACUCAUUAUGACCAAUCAAUCAUUAGCUUUAUUUUAAUCCAAAUUAGACAAUGAAAGCAAAUGCGUAACCAGUUGUAAUGAGAUUUUGGCUAUUUGCAACUUGCAAAGUGGCAACCAGGGGCCCGAUUCAGACCUGAUCGCUGUUCUGCAAAUUACACUGUCCUGCAAUCAGAUAGUCGCCGGCCAGGGUGAGUGAAAAGUCGCCCCAUGCAAGUGUGCGAUUGCAGGUGUAUGCUGUGUGAAAAUUCCCCUCAGUCAGUGACAGCUGCAAAUCUGUUCGCAUCACACUCACUAUCUAAUGUUUUUCCCAUUGUGUGCAGUCUGUGCGUAGCUCAAUACUUACUCCUCCAGUGCGAAGAAAUCAGGCUGAUCGGGGCCGGAGCUGACAUCACACACCUGCCCUGAAAAUGCUUGGGAACGCCUGCGUUUUUACUGACCCUCCCAGGAAAUGGUCAGUUUCCACCCACAAAUGGCCUCUUCCUGUCAAUAUCCUUGUGAACGCCCGUACAAUAGAAAUUUCCGCACCAUCCUGACACUGUUUGGCUACGCGCAUGCACAUUGCGGUGCAUACACAUGCACAGUCAUUCAAUAAUUGGCCACUGUGCGAUUUCGCACAACAACGAUGAGGUCUGAAUCAGGCCCCAUAUUUGGUUCCUAUUUUGCCUAGCUUAAUAGCUUAUAUUUCAUUGUCAUUCAGUGGCAUACGAAAGCACACAGUAAAAAUAAUUGACAAUAUGUUUAUAGAUGUAGUUGUCAUGUGCUUCACUCCAUCUAACACACUAUUGGAAUGGAAUUGAUGCAGGUAAUUCAUUGCUAAAAUGUAUUGACUAAUCUAGAAUUAUUUGUACUAGCAUUGAAAAUGUGAUUACAGUAUGUUUAUAGGAGUCUAAAUAACAGUGGUUUACAUAUAGUCAAUAUGCAUUUCAGCAAUGUAUCAAAAUAGAAUAAUUAACAGCAGACAAUCUAUGAUUCUCCUAGGAAGUCACCUGAGACUUGAUAAUACAGUUUUAUGUUCAUGAUUUAAUGUUCUUUAUGUCAGUAAUGACUACUUGUUGUUGUGCUCAUGUUAUACUACAGUAUGUGUUUUUGUUAAGAUGAAGAUCAAAUUUUUUACCAUUAUAUAUCACAUUUAUGGGGGAGAUGUACUGUAUAAGCCCUGUAGAGUGAUAAAAUGUAGGCCCUCAUUCUGAGUUGAUUGCUAGCUGCUUUCGUUCGCAGCGCGGCGAUUAGUUGAAAAAGCUGCACUUCUGCGCAUGUGUAUGGGCCGCAGUACGCAUGCGCGAAGUAUUUUCACACAAAAUUAUGCAGUUUUACACGAGGUCUAGCGACGCUUUUCAGUCGCAAUGCUGAUCGUUGUGUGAUUGACAGGAAGUGGGUGUUUCUGGGCAGAAACUGACCGUUUUCAGGGAGUGUGCUGGAAAACGCAGGCGUGUCAGGGUAAAACGCAGGAGUGGCUGGGGAAACGGGGGAGUGGCUGCCCGAAUGCAGGGUGUGUUUGUGACGUCAAAGCAGGAACUAAACUGACUGAGGUGAUCGCAAGGUAGGAGUAAGUUUCGAGCUGCUCAGAAACUGCAUGAUCAUUUUUACGCGCAGUUCUGCCAACCUUUCGUUCGCACUUCUGCUAAGCUAAGAUACACUCCCAUAGGGCGGCGGCCUAGCGUGUGCACUGAUGCUAAAAGCAGCUGGCGAGCGAUCAACUCGGAAUGAGGGCCGUAGAGAGGUAAAGUACAGCCAACCAGCUCCUAACUGCCAAGUCACAGGCUGUGUUUGAGAAAUGACAGAAGCUGGUUGGUUGGAACUUUAUCUCUCGCCAUUUUAUCAGUCUCUAUGCUUAGUACAUCUGCCCAACAACUUCUAUUUACAGUUAAAAUAAGCUUCACAGUGUCAUCUAUUCAAAAAGAACAAAUAAGCUUCACAGUGAAAUCGAUUAAAGAACAAAUAGACUUCAGAUAAAUAAAAGUUUUUUUAUAACACCAA